AUGUUUAGCUCAGAAUUUCCAUCCGAUCCUUCACAGUUCAUUGAUUUCGCUCAGUUUAGUGAAACUGAGGAUGUAGGAAGUGAAGAAUCGAAAUCUGAAACUAAUCAGAUCACAAAUUCUCCUCAUCCUGGUUUCUCCGAUAUCUAUGAUCCCUUCGGCCACACUAAUUUUGAGUUAUCACUUAGCUCAGAUAUGGACUCAUACAGGAAUCUGUGGAGAGAUGCUAACGAAGAAUUAAAAACGAGUGAUGAUAACGUGCGAUAUCCUUCCAUUAGAGAUGCUCAGAAUGAAACUUCUUCCUCACUUAAUCUCAACAGCGAUGAUAUUAUCACAUAUAUGCACUUAGUCCAUGGUCCACAACAAAGUGCCGUUCCAACCCAUUUUCAUCAACUUACUCUUCCCUCAGGCGACACAUCUGGUCAACAUGGAAAUGCUGAACAGUGUAACAUCAACAAUAAGCACUUCUCGGAUAACUUGAAUAUCCUCAAUUAUAGGAAAAAUGCCUAUAAAGGAUUGGAAACAGAUAAGAAAAAUUAUACUUGUUAUUACCCGGGAUGUACUAUGAUCACGAAAAAUCACAAAGAAUAUCUAACACAUAGGAAAACACACAGUCAGCCCUUCAUCUAUGAAUGCAAAGUGCCCGAUUGUGGGCGAAUAUUUGACCAUGAAUCAUCAUUUUACAAUCACAUACAGAAGCAUGAACCUCGUCUUCAGUGCAAAGAUUGUGGUAAAUUCCUCGCCAACAGGAAUGCACUGCGAAAACACAAAUGGCUCUGCGGAACAAAAUCUUUCAGAAAAAGCUAUGAAUGUCUGUAUCCCGGGUGUGCUGUAAUCGCGACAAGUUGCAAUGAAUAUGUGACGCAUAUGAAAACACAUGGUCAACCUUUCAUCUAUGAAUGUAGAGCACCCGGUUGUGGGCGAUUAUUCGGCCAUAAAUCAACACUUCGCGCUGGAAAAAGCUACGAAUGUCUUUAUCCCGGGUGUGCUGUGAUCCCGAAAAGUCGCAAAGAAUAUCUAACACAUAGGAAAGCACACGGUCAACCCUUCAUCUUUCAAUGCAAAGUGACUGGUUGUGAGCGAAUAUUCAACAGUGAAUCGUCAUUUCAGAAACACAAGCAAACGCAUGAACCUCAUCCCCAGUGCGAGGAUUGUGGCAAAUUCUUCACCACCAGGAGUGGACUGCAAAAACAUAAAAAGAUCUGCCAAACAAAAUCUCGUUAG
Brugia malayi is the source of this 1221-nucleotide messenger RNA. RefSeq lists its product as uncharacterized. Gene Ontology annotation, cellular component: nucleus. The transcript has 5 exons. Gene Ontology annotation, biological process: regulation of transcription by RNA polymerase II. Gene Ontology annotation, molecular function: DNA-binding transcription factor activity, RNA polymerase II-specific; RNA polymerase II cis-regulatory region sequence-specific DNA binding. Lineage: Eukaryota; Metazoa; Nematoda; Chromadorea; Rhabditida; Onchocercidae. The record is from RefSeq and is a predicted model, not a curated record. Bases 1 to 1221 code for a protein of 406 amino acids.